UCCCGAACUCUCGCGGGAUCCCGUCCCCGAGCGGCAGGCGGGGAGUUCUCGCGGGAUCUGCCUGCUGGGCUGAGGCUCGGGGGCUGCUGUUAAGAUGGCGGCGGCGGGAGGCGACUGGGCCUGGCACUGACCCCGCGCCCGGAGCAGGCCCUCAGUUAGUCUGGUCGAAGUGGAUUAGAGCAACCGCGAAAACCGGAAGGUGUUUCCCUUGGCCGGCUGGGGCGAAGCGUGGGUGCCGGAUUAGUGAUUCGGAUAGCAGACCGGACCGAGCAUGGACUGGUUGUGAUUCCAGGAUCAGAAAGUGGAAAAGAAUAAAAAAUGAAAGUGGACCGAACGAAACUGAAGAAAACCCCCACCGAGGCUCCUGCCGACUGCAGGGCCUUGAUCGACAAGCUCAGAGUCUGCAGCGAUGAGCAGCUGCUGCUGGAACUGCAACAGAUCAAGACAUGGAACAUCGGGAAGUGCGAGCUGUACCACUGGGUGGAUCUCUUGGACCGCUUUGACGGCAUCCUGGCCGACGCCGGGCAGACGGUGGAGAACAUGCUGUGGAUGCUGGUGUGCGACCGGCCGGAGCGGGAGCAGCUCAAGGCCCUGCUGCUGGCCGUGCUCAACUUCACCGCCCUACUCAUAGAGUACAGCUUCUCCCGGCAUCUCUACAGCUCCAUCGAGCACCUGACCACGCUGCUGGCCUCCUCGGACAUGCAGGUGGUGCUGGCCGUGCUGAACCUGCUCUACGUCUUCAGCAAACGCUCCAACUACAUCACGCGCCUGGGCUCGGACAAGCGGGCGCCCCUGCUGUCCCGGCUGCAGCACCUGGCCGAGAGCUGGGGCGGCAAGGAAAACGGCUUUGGACUGGCCGGGUGUUGUAGAGACUUGCACAUGGUGAAAUACCCACCCAGUGCCACCACGCUGCACUUUGAGUUCUAUGCAGAUCUGGGCACCGAGGUCAAAGUGGAUAAAAGGACGACCAGCAACACGCUGCAUUACAUCCACAUAGAACAGCUGGACAAGAUUUCGGAAAGCCCCUCCGAGAUCAUGGAAUCCCUCACCAAGAUGUAUAGCAUCCCCAAGGACAAGCAGAUGCUGCUCUUCACACACAUCCGCCUGGCGCACGGCUUCUCCAACCACAGAAAGCGUCUGCAGGCUGUCCAGGCCCGGCUGCAUGCCAUCUCCAUACUAGUGUACUCCAAUGCCCUGCAGGAGUCGGCCAGCAGCAUCCUGUACAACGGGCUGAUAGAGGAGCUGGUGGACGUGCUGCAGAUAACGGACAAGCAGCUCAUGGACAUCAAGGCGGCCUCCUUGAGAACCCUCACCUCCAUCGUCCACUUGGAGCGGACCCCGAAACUCAGCAGCAUCAUCGACUGCACGGGAACCGCCUCCUACCACGGCUUCCUGCCGGUCCUCGUGCGGAACUGCAUCCAGGCCAUGAUCGACCCGACCAUGGAGCCGUACCCUCACCAGUUUGCCACGGCCCUCUUCUCUUUCCUCUACCACCUGGCCAGCUACGACGCGGGCGGGGAAGCGCUGGUUUCCUGCGGCAUGAUGGAGGCCUUACUGAAGGUGAUCAAGUUCCUGGGGGACGAACAGGACCAGAUCACCUUCGUGACCCGGGCGGUCCGCGUGGUGGAUCUCAUCACCAACCUGGACAUGGCGGCCUUCCAGUCCCACAGCGGCCUCUCCAUCUUCAUCUACCGGCUAGAGCACGAGGUGGACCUGUGCCGCCAGGAGUGCCCCUUCGUCAUAAAGCCAAAAAUCCAGAGACCGCCCACCGCCCCCCUCCAGGAAGGGGAGGAGAUGGAGACUGACAUGGAAGUGUCGGACGUGGCCAUGGAGAGCAGCCCGGGCCCCUCGACCUCAGCGGAGCCCCGGCCAGAAGCGGCAGCAGUGGUGGUGGCGGAAGUGAGGACGCCGAGCGCCGUUGCCCCCAGCUGCAGCACCGGCGGCGCGACCAGUGCCGUCGUCGCCCCCCGCAGCGGCGUGCAGUGUAUCCCACAGCGAGCCGCCCUCCUCAAAUCCAUGCUCAACUUCCUCAAGAAGGCCAUCCAGGACCCCGCCUUCUCGGACGGCAUCCGCCACGUGAUGGAUGGCUCCUUGCCUACCUCUCUGAAGCACGUCAUCAGCAACGCGGAGUACUACGGCCCGUCUCUCUUCCUGCUCGCCACCGAAGUGGUGACGGUCUUCGUGUUCCAGGAGCCCUCACUGCUCUCCUCGCUGCAGGACAACGGGCUGACGGACGUCAUGCUGCACGCCCUCCUCAUCAAAGACGUGAGCCUGGCCGCCCCACCGGCCCCACACCCUCGCCUGGCUGGCUGGAUCCGCCGGCUCGCGUCCCCUUCCCCGGUGGGCGGGCUGUGGGUCCCUGCUAGGAUCGAAGCUCUUUCACUUGGGGCUGGGUUCCCGGCUGAGCAGGCCUCAGGUGACCCCCCCCCCCCCCCUCCUUACCCCCGCCCCAAGCUGUGGCCAGACUUGGCAGGCUGCGCUGCCACAAGGGGGCGCCCCAGCCCGCGUGGGAGGCUGGCAGCUCUGGGGCUCUCUGGUCGCGCGCUGAGUCUGCUCUGCCCUGCAGGGGACACGGCCUCUAACCUGGGCAGCGCCGUGGACGAGCUCAUGAGGCACCAGCCCACGCUCAAGACGGACGCCACCACCGCCAUCAUCAAGCUGCUGGAGGAGAUCUGCAACCUGGGCCGGGACCCCAAGUACAUCUGCCAGAAGCCAUCCAUCCAGAAGGCCGACGGCACGGCCACGGCCCCGCCGCCCCGCUCCACCCACGCGGCCGAGGAGGCCUCCAGCGAAGACGAGGAGGAGGAGGAGGUGCAGGCCAUGCAGAGUUUCAAUGCCACUCAGCAGAGCGAGGCAGAGCCCAGCCAGCAGGUCGUUGGGACGGAGGAGCGAAUCCCCAUCCCCCUCAUGGACUAUAUCCUCAACGUGAUGAAAUUCGUGGAAUCCAUCCUCAGCAACAACACCACGGACGACCACUGUCAGGAGUUCGUGAGCCAGAAGGGGCUGCUGCCUCUGGUCACCAUCCUGGGCCUGCCCAACCUGCCCAUUGACUUCCCCACCUCGGCCGCCUGCCAGGCUGUGGCGGGCGUCUGCAAAUCUAUCCUGACGCUCUCCCAUGAGCCCAAGGUGCUGCAGGAGGGGCUGCUGCAGCUUGACUCGAUCCUCUCUUCCCUGGAGCCCCUGCACCGGCCCAUCGAGGCGCCGGGCGGCUCCGUGCUGCUGCGGGAGCUGGCCUGCGCGGGCAACGUAGCUGACGCCACCCUGUCGGCCCAGGCCACGCCGCUGCUCCACGCGCUGACGGCCGCCCACGCCUACAUCAUGAUGUUCGUCCACACCUGCCGGGUGGGCCAGAGCGAGAUCCGGGCCAUCUCGGUGAACCAGUGGGGCUCCCACCUGGGCCUCAGCGUUCUCAGCAAGCUAAGCCAGCUCUACUGCUCCCUGGUGUGGGAGAGCACCGUGCUGCUGUCCCUCUGCACUCCCAACAGCUUGCCGACAGGCUGUGAGUUCGGCCAGGCCGACAUGCAGAAGCUGGUGCCCAAGGAGGAGAAGGCCGCACCCAACGCCCCCCAGGGAGCCAAGAAAGCAGAAGGUGAAGCGGAGGCGGUUGCGGGCGGGAGUGUGGAGCCAUCGGCCCAGGGGCUGCUGGAGGGGAUUGGCCUGGAUGGAGACGCGCUGGCCCCCAUGGAGACGGACGAGCCCAGCACUGCCGACGCCAAGGGCAAGGCCAAGAUCACACCAGCCAUGGCGGCCAGGAUCAAGCAGAUCAAACCCCUCCUUUCGGCCUCGUCCCGUCUGGGCCGCGCUCUGGCCGAGCUGUUUGGGCUGCUGGUGAAACUGUGCGUGGGCUCCCCGGUGCGCCAGAGACGGAGCCACCAUGCUGCCAGCACCACCACCGCCCCCACGCCGGCCGCCCGCUCCACUGCCUCGGCCCUCACCAAGCUGCUGACCAAGGGGCUCUCCUGGCAGCCCCCGCCCUACACCCCCACGCCCCGCUUCCGGCUGACAUUCUUCAUCUGCUCCGUGGGGUUCACGUCGCCCAUGCUGUUCGACGAGCGCAAGUAUCCCUACCACCUCAUGCUGCAGAAAUUCCUCUGCUCCGGCGGCCACAAUGCCCUCUUCGAGACCUUCAACUGGGCCCUCUCCAUGGGGGGCAAGGUCCCCGUGGCCGAGGGGCUGGAGCACCCGGACCUGCCGGACGGGACGGGGGAGUUCCUGGACGCCUGGCUCAUGCUGGUGGAGAAGAUGGUGAACCCCAGCACGGUGCUGGAAUCUCCCCACGCUCUUCCCGCCAAGCUGCCGGGAGGGCAGAACUACCCGCAGUUCAGCGCCCUGCGCUUCCUGGUGGUGACCCAGAAGGCGGCAUUCACCUGCAUCAAGAACCUGUGGAACCGCAAGCCCCUGAAAGUGUACGGGGGGCGCAUGGCAGAGUCCAUGCUGGCCAUCCUGUGCCACAUCCUGAGAGGGGAGCCCCUCAUCCGCGAGCGCCUGGGCAAGGAGAAGGAGGGGGCACGGGGUGAGGAGGAGGCAGGGCAGGAGGAGGGCGGAGCCCGGCGUGAGCCCCAGGUCAACCAGCAGCAGCUGCAGCAGCUGAUGGACAUGGGUUUCACACGGGAGCACGCCAUGGAGGCCCUGCUGAACACCAGCACCAUGGAGCAGGCCACUGAGUACCUCCUGACCCACCCACCACCACUCAUGGGUGGGGUCGUACGGGACCUGAGCAUGUCGGAGGAGGACCAGAUGAUGCGAGCCAUCGCCAUGUCGCUGGGCCAGGAUAUCCCCAUGGAGCAGCGGGCCGAGUCCCCGGAGGAGGCAGCCUGCCGGAAGGAGGAAGAGGAGCGCAAGGCGCGGGAGAAGCAGGAGGAGGAGGAGGCCAAGUGCCUGGAGAAGUUUGAGGACGCGCAGCCGCUGGACCCGGCCGAGCUGCACGGCUUCACGGACGCCAUGUUGCCCGGCUGCUCCCAGCUGCUGGACGAGCUGCCGGACACCGUGUACCGUGUCUGCGACCUCAUCAUGACGGCCGUCAAGCGCAACGGCGCCCCCUACCGCGACACCAUCCUCAAGCAAGUGGUCAAGCAGGUGUGGGAAGCGGCCGACGUGCUCAUCAAGGCGGCCCUGCCCCUCACCACCAGCGACACCAAGACGGUCUCGGAGUGGAUCAGCCAGAUGGCCACGCUGCCCCAGGCUGCCAACCUGGCCACCCGCAUCCUGCUGCUCACCCUGCUCUUCGAGGAGCUGAAGCUGCCGUGUGCCCGCGUGGUGGAGUCGAGCGGUGUCCUUAACGUACUGAUCAAGCUGCUGGAGGUGGUGCAGCCCUGCCUCCAGGCCGCCAAGGAGCAGAAGGAGGUGCAGACCCCCAAGUGGAUCACCCCGGUGCUGCUGCUCAUUGACUUUUACGAGAAGACGGCCAUCUCGUCCAAGAGGAGAGCCCAGAUGAACAAGGUACCGGCCUUGCGAGGCCUUGUCGGCUCUGUCCGGGUGGGGGGAUCUGGAGGGGGGGGAGAGCAGGCCAGGAGAUGGCUGGCGGCGGGGGAGCGCAGGGGGGCUGCCAUCCCCAAUGUGCUCUGCCGCCCAGAGGCCCCAGUGCCCACGGAGCCCCUGCCCCCCGAGAAGGAGGCGGCCCCCGAGGAGCCGAAGGCGGCCGAGAUCCUGAUCGAGGGGCUGACGGAGGAGAUGGUGACGGUGCUGAUCCGGGCCUGCGUGAGCAUGCUGGGGGUGCCGGUGGACCCCGACACGCUGCACGCCACCCUGCGCCUCUGCCUGCGUCUGACGCGCCACCACAAGUACGCCCUGAUGUUCGCCGAGCUCCGCAGCACCCGCGUGAUCCUCAGCCUGACCCAGAGCUCCGGCUUCAACGGCUUCACGCCCCUCGUCACCCUGCUCUUCCGGCACGUCAUCGAGGAGCCCUGCACCCUGCGCCACACCAUGGAGAAGGUUGUGCGCUCGGCGGCCACCAGCGGCGCGGGCAGCACCACCUCCGGGGUGGUGUCGGGCAGCCUGGGCUCCCGUGAGAUCAACUACAUCCUGCGCGUGCUGGGCCCGGCCGCUUGCCGCAACCCAGAGAUCUUCACCGAGGUGGCCAACGGCUGCAUCCGCAUCGCCCUGCCCGCCCCCCGCGGCUCGGGCACCGCAUCGGACGACGAGUUCGAGAACUUGCGGAUCAAGGGCCCCAACGCGGUGCAGCUGGUGAAGACGACGCCGGUGAAGCCGUCGGCCCUGCCCGUCAUCCCCGACCCCAUCAAGGAGGUGAUCUACGACAUGCUGAACGCGCUGGCAGCCUACCACGCCCCCGACGAAGCUGAGAAGAGCGAGGCCAAGCCGGUCACGGCCAGCCAGGAGGUGAGCCAGCUGCUGUCGGACAUGGGCGACGACGUGUACCAGCAGUACCGCUCCCUCACCCGCCAGGGCAGCGACUUCGACUCGCAGAGCGGCUUCGCCAUCACUGCCCAGGUGUUUGGCGCAGACGGAGCAGCCGCCGAGACGCCGCCAUCUGGGACCCCUCAAGGAGAAGCCUCUACCCCGGAGGAGUCGCGGGAGGGCCGGAAGGACAAGGAGGGAGACAAGGCGACGGAGGAGGGCAAGCAGAAGGCCAAGGGCAGCAAGCCGCUCAUGCCCACCUCCACCAUCCUGCGACUGCUGGCCGAGCUGGUGCGCUCCUAUGUGGGCAUCGCCGCCCUCAUCGCCAACUACAGCUAUACCGUGGGCCAGUCCGAGCUCAUCAAGGAGGACUGCAGUGUGUUGGCCUUUGUCCUGGACCACCUGCUGCCCCACACCCAGAAUGCAGAGGACAAGGACACCCCCGCGCUGGCCCGUCUCUUCCUCGCCAGCCUGGCUGCAGCGGGCAGCGGCACGGACGCCCAGGUGGCACUGGUGAACGAGGUGAAGGCGGCGUUGGGCCGGGCGCUGGCCAUGGCGGAGAGCACCGAGAAACAUGCCAGGCUGCAGGCCGUGAUGUGCAUCAUCAGCACCAUCAUGGAGUCCUGCCCCUCCACCUCCAGCUUCUACAGCAGCGCGGCCGCCAAGACGCAGCACAACGGCAUGAACAACAUCAUCCGCCUCUUCCUCAAGAAGGGGCUGGUCAGCGACCUGGCGCGGGUACCCCACAGCCUCGACCUCUCCAGGUGCGCCCGGACUCCUGGGUUCUCUCCCCGGCUCUGGGAGGAGAGUGGGGGCUGGUGGUUAGAGCAGGGGGAGCUGGGAGCCAGGACUCCUGGGUUCCCGCGCCGGCUCUGGGAGGGGAGUGGGGGCUGCUCCAGGCCGUCUCCUGAUCGCACUGUUCCCCCAGGGGAGCCGGGUGAGGCCGGUGCCCAUGAGGAAGACCACGACGCGGGCCAGGCGGAGGUGGCGGACGGCGACAUCAUGGACGGGGAGGCGGAGGGCGACGCGGUGGUGAUCGCCGGGCAGCCUGAGGUGCUCAGCACCCAAGAGAUGCAGGUGGAGAACGAGCUGGAGGACCUGAUAGACGAGCUGCUGGAGCGCGAUGGCGGCCCUGGGAACAGCACCAUCAUCGUGAGCCGCAGCGGGGAGGACGACGCCCCGGAAGACGUGCUGAUGGACGAGGCCCCCUCCAACCUUAGCCAGGGCUCCACGCUCCAGGCCAACCGGGAAGGUAAGGGACUCCUGGGUCCUCUCCCGGCUCUGGAGGCCGGCUGUAAGCAGGCUGUGUGCCGGCAGGACGACGAGGAAGGCGAGGAGGGGGAGGAGGAGGAGGAGGACGACGAUGGCUCGGAGAUGGAGCUGGACGAGGAUUACCCCGACAUGAACGCCUCGCCCCUGGUGCGCUUCGAACGCUUCGACCGCGAGGACGACCUCAUCAUCGAGUUCGACAACAUGUUCUCCAGCGCCACGGAUAUCCCCCCCUCCCCAGGAAACAUCCCGGCCACUCACCCGCUCAUGGUGCGGCACGCAGACCACAGCUCCCUGACCCUCGGCAGCGGCUCCUCCACCACCCGCCUGGCCCAGGGCAUCGGGCGGAGCCAGCGGACGCUGCGCCAGCUGACGGCCAACACCGGCCACACGAUCCACGUGCACUACCCCGGCACGCGGCAGCCCAACCCCCCCCUCAUCCUGCAGAGAUUGCUGGGUCCCUCGGCCGCAGCCGACAUCCUCCAGCUGAGCAGCAGCCUCCCGCUGCAGAGCCGGGGCCGCGCCCGCCUCCUGGUGGGGAACGACGACGUCCACAUCAUCGCCCGCUCCGACGACGAGCUGCUGGACGACUUCUUCCACGACCAGAGCACGGCCACCAGCCAGGCAGGGACCCUCUCCAGCAUCCCCACCGCCCUGACGCGCUGGACCGAGGAGUGCAAGGUGCUGGACGCGGAGAGCAUGCAUGACUGCGUCUCAGUGGUGAAGGUUCCCAUCGUUAACCACCUGGAGGCGCUGCGGGACGAGGAGCUGGAGGAGCGCCGGGAGAAGCGCCGGAAGCAGCUGGCCGAGGAGGAGGCCAAAGCCACGGACAAAGCCAAGGAGGAGAAGGACGGGAAGGAGCAGAGCGCCCAGGGGGCGGUGCCCACACCUAACACCGCCACCGAGCAGAGUCUCUCAGAUGCGGCCGGCCGGACUGACGGUUUCCCCGCCGCCCCGCCCGCUGCUGAGGGCCCCUCCGCCGGCCCCAAGCAGACGCUGGUCACCCUGGAGACCCCACAGCCGGCAGCGGUGGGUGGGGAGCUGCCUCCGGAGCUCGCCGGGCAGCCCAGCACCGAGGCCUCGCGCCAGCUGCUGGUGCCGGCCGAGCAAGAGGACUCGGGGCCGGGGAGGCCCAAUGCCGACGCGGAGGCCACCCAGAUGGAGCUGUCACCUGCCCCCACCAUCACCUCGCUGUCCCCAGAGAGGGCAGAGGACUCGGAUGCCCUGACGGCCGUUAGCAGCCAGCUGGAGGGCUCGCCCAUGGACACCAGCAGCCUGGCCUCCUGCAGCCUGGAGGAGGGCGUCGGGGAGGGCGCCGUGCCCGGUGGGGCGGAGCAGCCUCCUGCCCACGGUGCCCCCGGGGCCGUGCCAGCCCAACAGCGCCCCGAGGGCCAGGCCGGCGGCGACAGCCUGGCCGAUGCCAGCCAGCAAGGGGAGGACAGCUCACCCCCUGCUUCGUCCUCCGAGAGCUCCUCUACCAGGGACUCGGCCGUGGCCAUCUCCGGAGCCGACUCCCGGGGCAUCCUGGAGGAGCCGCUGCCCUCCACCAGCAGCGAAGAGGAGGACCCGCUAGCAGGGAUAAACCUCCCCGAGGGCGUGGACCCUUCCUUCCUGGCGGCCCUGCCAGAUGACAUCCGGCGUGAGGUGCUGCAGAACCAGCUGGGCAUCCGGCCGCCAGCCCGGCCUCCCCCCACGGCUACCACCCCCACCCCGCCCGUGGUGAGCAACCCCGGGGUGACAGAGGUCAGCCCUGAGUUCCUGGCUGCCCUGCCCCCCGCCAUCCAGGAGGAGGUGCUGGCGCAGCAGCGGGUGGAGCAGCAGCGGCGGGAGCUGGCGCAGGGCAUCAGCUCGGACACGCCCAUGGACCCGGUGACCUUCAUCCAGACGCUGCCCUCGGACCUGCGGCGCUCGGUGCUGGAGGACAUGGAGGACAGCGUGCUGGCCGUCAUGCCCCCCGACAUCGCCGCCGAGGCCCAGGCCCUGCGCCGCGAGCAGGAGGCCCGGCAGCGCCAGCUCAUGCACGAGCGGCUCUUCGGGCACUCCAGCACCUCGGCCCUGUCGGCCAUCCUGCGCAGCCCGGGAGCCGGCUCUCCCCCCAGGCCGUCGGGCAGCACGGUGGACAGCCUCCUGCGGCUGCGGGGCCGGCUGCUGCUGGACCACGAGGCGCUGUCCUGCCUGCUGGUGCUGCUGUUCGUGGACGAGCCCAAGCUGAACACGAGCCGGCUGCACCGGGUGCUGCGCAACCUCUGCUACCACGGCCAGACGCGGGGCUGGGUGAUCCGCAGCCUGCUGUCCAUCCUGCAGCGCAGCAGCGAGAGCGAGCCCUGCCUGGAGACGCCCAAGGGGCCGCCGGACGAGCGGGGCAAGCGGGCCGCCAAGGCCGGGGCCCCCGAGGGCCGCCCCCUGGAGCUGCUGCACAAGAUGGAGGCCCGCAGCUCGGGCCAGCUCUCCUGGCUCUCCGUCUCCAUGGACGCCGCCCUGGGCUGCCGCACCAACAUCUUCCAGAUCCAGCGGGCCGGCGGGCGCAAGCACACGGAGAAGCACGCCGCCGGCACCGCCGCCGGCGCCGCCGUCCACAUCCACCCGCAGGCCGCCCCCGUGGUGUGUCGCCACGUGCUGGACACCCUCAUCCAGCUGGCCAAGGUGUUCCCCAGCCACUUCACGCAGCAGCGGCCCAAAGAGACGCCCUGCGAGGGGGAGCGGGGCGCCAGGCAGUCGGGCAGCCCUGGCCAGGCCAGUGGCAUCUCCACCGACUUCUGGGACUUGCUGGUCAAACUGGACAACAUGAACGUGAGCCGCAAGGGCAAGAACUCGGUCAAGUCGGUGCCGGUGAGCGCGGGCGCCGAGGGUGAGAGCUCCCCCUACAGCCUGGAGGCCUCGCCGCUGGGCCAGCUCAUGAACAUGCUCUCGCACCCCGUCAUCCGGCGCAGCUCGCUGCUGACCGAGAAGCUGCUGCGCUUGCUGUCGCUCAUCUCCAUCGCCCUGCCGGAGAACAAGGCGCCCGAGGGGCCGGGCACCGCCCCCGCCCCAACCGCGCCCUCCGCCGGGGCCGCCGCCCCCACCCCUGCCCCUGCCCCUGCCCCCACCGUGCCAGCUCCCGCCAAGGGCAGCAAAUCUCCCGCCAAGGCGGGCGAGGCGGGCGGCGGCGGGACAGACGGCAAGAUGGUGGCGUCGGGCCUGACGGAAAGCCAGCUGCAGCUGUCGGUAGAGGUGCUGACGUCUCACUCCUGCUCGGAGGAGGGGCUGGAGGAUGCAGCCAACGUCCUGCUCCAGCUCUCGCGGGGCGACUCGCCCACCCGGGACACGGUGCUGCGGCUGCUGCUCAGUGGAGCCCGCCAGCUGGGCUACACCCUCUGCAAGCAGAUCGGCACGCUGCUGGCGGAGCUGCGCGAGUACAACCUGGAGCAGCAGCGGCGGGCGCAGUGCGAGCUGCUCUCCCCCGACGGGCUCCCCGACGAGCAGCCCCAGACCACCAAGCUGAAGGGCAAGAUGCAGAGCCGGUUCGACACGGCGGAGAACGUGGUGAUCGUGGCCUCCCAGAAGCGGCCCCUGGGCGGGCGGGAGCUGCAGCUGCCCUCCAUGUCCAUGCUGACCUCCAAGACCUCCACCCAGAAGUUCUUCCUGCGCGUGCUGCAGGUCAUCAUCCAGCUGCGGGACGACACGCGCCGCGCCAACAAGAAGGCCAAGCAGACGGGCCGGCUCGGUAGCUCCGGUCUGGGCUCAGCUAGCAGCAUCCAGGCCGCUGUCCGGCAGCUGGAGGCUGAGGCUGACGCCAUUAUACAAAUGGUACGUGAGGGGCAGCGGGCGCGGCGCCGGCAGCCAGCAGCAACGUCCGAGCCGAGCCAGUCGGAAGGGGCUGUUCGGAGGGAUGAGUCGCCUAUGGACGUCGAUCAGCCCUCGCCCGUCACACAGGAUGCCCAGUUGGUUGGUUCGGAAGGACCCCAGCCCGGGGAGAAGGAGGAGCGGCCCCCGGAUCUGCCCCUCCUGAGCGAGCAGCUGAACCUGGACGAACUCUGGGCCAUGCUGGGCGAGUGCUUGAAGGAGCUGGAGGAGUCCCACGACCAGCACGCUGUGCUAGUGCUGCAGCCGGCGGUGGAAGCUUUCUUCCUGGUGCAUGCAACGGAGCGGGAGAGCAAGCCCCCGGUGCGGGACACCCGCGAGAGCCAGCUGGCCCACAUCAAGGACGAGCCCCCGCCCCUGUCGCCCGCCCCCCUCACCCCCGCCACCCCCUCCUCGCUGGACCCCUUCUUCUCCCGCGAGCCCUCCUCCAUGCACAUCUCCUCCAGCCUGCCCCCCGACACCCAGAAGUUCCUGCGCUUCGCAGAGACCCACCGCACGGUGCUAAACCAGAUACUGCGCCAGUCCACCACCCACCUGGCCGACGGGCCCUUCGCUGUCCUGGUCGACUACAUCCGCGUGCUGGACUUCGACGUCAAGCGCAAGUAGGGAGGGCAGGGGGCAGGUUUGGGAAUGUGGGGUGAGGGAGCGGGGCAGGCUUGGGCGCCGGGGCCGUGUCCAGCAGCAGGGCGUUCCCCAGGCCCUGACACCCUGCACCGGGGCCGUGUCCAGCGGCGGUACAUCGUGUUCGAGGGCGAGGAGGGGCAGGAUGCGGGCGGGCUGCUCCGGGAGUGGUACAUGAUCAUCUCGCGGGAGAUGUUCAACCCCAUGUACGCCCUGUUCCGCACCUCGCCCGGCGACCGCGUCACCUACACCAUCAAUCCCUCGUCCCACUGCAACCCCAACCACCUGAGCUACUUCAAAUUCGUGGGGCGCAUCGUGGCCAAGGCCGUGUACGACAACCGCCUGCUGGAGUGUUACUUCACCCGCUCCUUCUACAAGCACAUCCUGGGCAAGUCCGUCAGGUACACGGAUAUGGAGAGCGAGGAUUACCACUUCUACCAGGGCCUGGUUUACCUGCUGGAAAACGACGUGUCCACACUAGGUUACGACCUGACCUUCAGCACCGAGGUGCAGGAGUUCGGGGUGUGUGAGGUGCGGGACCUCAAGCCCAACGGCGCCAAUAUCCUGGUGACGGAGGAGAACAAGAAGGAAUACGUGCACCUGGUCUGCCAGAUGAGGAUGACGGGAGCCAUCCGCAAGCAGCUGGCUGCCUUCCUGGAGGGUUUCUACGAGAUCAUCCCCAAGCGCCUCAUCUCCAUCUUCACGGAGCAGGAGCUGGAGCUUCUCAUCUCGGGGCUGCCCACCAUCGACAUCGACGACCUCAAAUCCAACACCGAGUACCACAAGUACCAGUCCAACUCCAUCCAGAUCCAGUGGUUCUGGCGAGCCCUGCGUUCCUUCGACCAGGCGGACCGAGCCAAGUUCCUGCAGUUCGUGACAGGCACCUCCAAGGUCCCCCUGCAGGGCUUCGCCGCCCUGGAGGGCAUGAACGGCAUCCAAAAAUUCCAGAUCCACCGGGACGACCGCUCCACCGACAGAUUGCCUUCCGCUCACACGUGUUUCAAUCAGCUGGACCUUCCCGCCUACGAGAGCUACGAGAAGCUACGUCACAUGCUGCUACUGGCCAUCCAGGAGUGCUCGGAAGGCUUCGGCCUGGCGUGAGCCGGGCGCCCGCCUCCGCGGCUCUUUUUGUACUGAGGCAGACUCGGGGGACAGGGAGGGGCCAAGCCAUGGGGGCGGGGCUUAGCGGAUCUCCACCCCUUCCCUUUCCGAGGUGGCGCCCCCCCCUCCCACCACACACACACACACACACACACACCCCACGCGUCCGGAGAGAAGACAAAUGAUAUAUAUAAAUAUA
Messenger RNA from Chrysemys picta bellii (western painted turtle), 13384 nucleotides. The record is from RefSeq and is a predicted model, not a curated record. Lineage: Eukaryota; Metazoa; Chordata; Testudines; Emydidae.